Molecule: messenger RNA, 894 nt
Organism: Aegilops tauschii subsp. strangulata
Lineage: Eukaryota; Viridiplantae; Streptophyta; Magnoliopsida; Poales; Poaceae
Source: RefSeq, a predicted model, not a curated record
AUGACUGAGAAGGCGGUGUGGGAUGAUGCCCAUCUCAAGAAACUCAUUGAAAUAUUGAGAGAAGAGGUUGAAAAGGGGAAUAGGCCAUUAGGUUAUUUAAACAAGAGGGGUUGGGAAAACGUUUUGGAGAAAUGGGAAGCUAGAACGGGAAAGAAGUAUCCCAAGGAUAAAUUCAAAAACAAGUGGGAUGCCAUAAAAAAUGAGUACACUUGGUUCAUGGAGUUGAAAAAUGAAGCAACUGGGCUUGGAUGGGAUGAUGCGAAGAGAACCGUUGAUUGCUCUAAAGAAUGGUGGGAUGAACAUAUCAAGAGAUGCCAAGAGAGUACAGGAAAGAAAUGCAAUCAUAUGAAGUUCAAAAAACAAGGACCAAAGCACCUUGAAGAUUUGCACAUCAUAUUUGACAAAGUACAUGUUACUGGGGCUAGUGCUUCUUGUGCUGGAGAUAUAUCUUCUGAUGAAUCAAGUGAUGAUAAUGCGGUUCCUUUCGAGAAGCCCGAUGGUAGUGCUCAAAUGAAGUUGGCAUCUUCGAAGAAACCAAAACCAAGCAAGAAGCGCAAGCAACCUUCUAACACAAAUGAGGAGAAGGAAGAGAAGAGUCCAUUCUUACGAUUGUACAAGCAGACAUGCGAGAAAAUAGAAAGUGGAGUGGAGAAGAUAACUUCAAGUGUUGAAGCAUCAUCCGCUCCUCUCACAAACCAUGUUCCCACCAUUUCAGAAGUAAUGAAGAUGGUCAAAGAAUGUGGUGUGAAGGAAAAAACUGCUCUCAUGCACACAACCCUCACUCUUAUAGUGAAGCCCGAGUUUAGGGAAAUCUUCAAUGUUCUUGAAACAAAAGAAGGGAGGUUUGAUUUUUUGGAGAGGGAGCAUGAGAAGGAGAUGUUGAAGCACGUGUAG